Exophiala aquamarina CBS 119918 is the source of this 1569-nucleotide messenger RNA. RefSeq lists its product as uncharacterized. The record is from RefSeq and is a predicted model, not a curated record. The coding region runs from base 1 to 1569 and encodes 522 amino acids. NCBI's taxonomy places the organism in Eukaryota, Fungi, Ascomycota, Eurotiomycetes, Chaetothyriales, Herpotrichiellaceae. Gene Ontology annotation, molecular function: carbohydrate:proton symporter activity. The transcript is spliced from 4 exons. Gene Ontology annotation, cellular component: membrane. Gene Ontology annotation, biological process: carbohydrate transport; transmembrane transport.
AUGUUUCGAAUCAACGUUUAUUACGUCUUCGCCAUCAUCGUCAUCGCUUGCGGCAGUAUUCCAAAAGGUUACGAUGAAGGUGGUUUCAGCGCCUCAGUGGGCCUGAAAUCUUUCAAGAACGACUACGACUUGAACCCUGCCAAAUGGGAGAAUGAUGCUCAAGGGCUCGCGAAUCGGAAGGCCAAUAUCUCAUCGUUCGGCGUGCUCGGUGCAGCAUUUGGCGCGUUGUUUUGCAAUGCACUGACCGAUAGACUUGGCCGGUUGCGGUGUUGGCAGAUGUUCAUCACCAUUUGGGGCUGUGGUCUGAUGAUGCAGGUCUUUUCGUCUGGCAUCUACGGCUUCAUCCUGUUUGCCCGGCUGUUCAGUGGCUUCGGUGCCGGAGGUUUGACUGUCGUUGCACCGCUGUAUCUCUCUGAGAUCGCCCCAGCCAAGAGUCGAGGCAUGGUUGUUAGUAUCUACAUGGUCAUUUUACUUUCCACGUUGACCCUGGGAUUCUUCAUCAACUACGCUGCGAAUGCCAGAGUGGCCGCGACACCGAUUCAAUACCGACUGGUGCAAGCGAUCCCACUGAUCCCAUGCGGCCUGGCGUUCAUCGCAUCGUUCUUCCUGACAGACACGCCGCGAUGGCUUGCAUCAGAAGACCGAACGGAAGAAGCCUUGCAGGUCCUGUCGAAACUCCGCGGCGGGCCGUCCAAGAACGACACUCCUGAAAUCCGACAGGAAUACUCCGAGAUCCUAAACCAAUGUCAGACGAAGGAGCAGCAGCUCAAGGGCUCUUCCUUCUGGGAUAUUGCUAGGGACAUCGCAUCAAACCCGUCGUUUCGGGAACGCUUCUUCCUCGGUGCGAUCAUGCAGACUAUUGCACAGUGGUCUGGCGGUAAUGGUAUCACGUAUUAUAUCCCACAGAUCUUCGAAUACGCGGGCGUCAAAGGCUCCAACACCUCGCUCAUCACGUCUGGCGCGUACGGAGUCGUCAAACUUGUGUUCACGAUGGUGUUCACAUGGGGCCUGGUGGACAAGAUCGGACGGCGACGGUGCAUGCUGACGGGACUGUUCCUGCAGUGCAUCACACACAUUUACAUGGCCGUGUACAUGGCCGUGUGGAAGGGGAGCGACAACAAGAGCGCGUCGGACGCCGCGAUCGCGUCCGUCUUUAUCUACGCCGCAGGCUGGUCCAUCGGUCUCUGCACCGUCCAGUACCUGUACAGCACCGAGAUCUACCCGACGCGGAUCCGCAGCGUGUGCUACGCCACCAACAUGUCGCUACAUUGGUUCUUCCAGUUCGCCGUCGUCCGUGUCACGCCCAACAUGUUCGUCAGCUUGCACAUUUACGGCGCGUAUAUCUUCUGGGCUCUGGUUUGUGCGUUUGGUUUUGUCAUCUUGGGCCUCUGGGCCCCUGAGACCAAAGGGAUCCCGAUGGAGCAGAUGGAGGAGCUGUUUUCCGGGAGAUGGUGGAUGGGCUGGGGCGCCCGACAGAGGCUCGAUAAGAAAUACCCUACUGGUCACGAUGAGAAAAUCCUGGCCGCAGGGGUAAAAGGCGCUGAUGUCGUCGAGGUGGAAAAGGCCUGA